This is a messenger RNA of Dictyostelium discoideum AX4, 381 nucleotides long. RefSeq lists its product as hypothetical. The transcript is spliced from 2 exons. Gene Ontology annotation, molecular function: nucleic acid binding; zinc ion binding. Lineage: Eukaryota; Evosea; Eumycetozoa; Dictyosteliales; Dictyosteliaceae. The record is from RefSeq and is a predicted model, not a curated record. Bases 1 to 381 code for a protein of 126 amino acids.
AUGUUAAAAAACAAUUACAACAAUAAAAAAGAGCAAAGACAAAAACAACAACAACGACCAAGAGAUUUAAAAAUUUAUAUUAAUCCAAGUGGUUAUCGUAAAUACUAUGAUGAAAAUAGUAAAAGUUGGAAAUUUACUCAUCGUACAGUUGGUCAAAGAAAAGUUGGCAGAGAGUUAUACGCUAAUGAAGUGGUCCACCAUAUUAAUAAAGAUACAUCUGAUAAUAGAUAUAGUAAUUUAGUUGUACUCAAAAAAAAUAUUCAUGAACAAGUCCAUAAAUCAAGUUACAACGAAAGUAAUUGUUGUUUUAGAUGUGGUCGUGGUUCUCAUUGGAGUAGUAGCUGUUAUGCUUCUAACGAUAUUGAUGGUAAUGAAUUAUAA